Messenger RNA from Brugia pahangi, 3312 nucleotides. The record is from the annotation of a GenBank genome assembly. NCBI's taxonomy places the organism in Eukaryota, Metazoa, Nematoda, Chromadorea, Rhabditida, Onchocercidae.
AUGACAGAUAGUGAAAAUACAAGCGAAGAGAUUGGAAAUGAAAUACGUGAAGCGCAUCAAUCGUCCGGUAAAUCAGUGGAUAUUCGCAUCAAGCAUCUUUACAGAGCUCAAGAAUUGCUACUACAUAGAGAUAAAAGCAAUUCUCUUCUUGACAAUUUUCUCGAUGAAAUGCUCGAAUUUGUAGUGGAAAAUGACUCGAAAAUGCGUUGUUUCGUUGCAUCCUUUAUUGAAAAAGCUUGUAAAAAGGAUUGCGAAGUAAUGAAAAAGGCUGUUGUCUCGCUAUCAUAUCUCAUUCAAGCUGCUGGUGUGGGAAUGGUUGCCGUUAUCAAAAAGGUAAUCACAGUAUGUUCGCAGUUAUAUCCAUUUAUUUUAAAAUGGGCAGCUGGAUCACGUAGUGCUGAGAUUGCGCGAUGUUGGGAAGCUUUCUCAGUACUGAAAGGACGUAUCAUGCAGCACAUUGAUUCUGAUAACGAAGGCAUACGCACUCAAACUAUUAGAUUUUUGGAAGCUGUAAUCCUUGCUCAAACACUGCGAACUGAGGAAAGUGAAAAAGGUCGUGGUGAUAAUAUGUGCUUAAACGAGAUUGGUCGCGACCAUCGAUUUAUCUCAUAUCGUAAAAUGGAGAGUGAAGCGACGCUAAAUUUCAAUUCGUUGCUUGAUCAUAUUUCUUCGGCACAUAUAUCCUCGCUUAACUUGUUAACUUGUCUAACUUGUAUCUGUAAUAUCGCUCAACAGCGUCCACAGUUUAUGCAAAGAGUUGUUGGAGCUCUGGAAUCUUUACACGUUAAUCUUCCUCCAACUUUGGCAACAAGUCAAGUGAAAAGUGUACGCAAGGAAUUAAAAAUGCAUCUUCUACGCCUUUUGCGACAUUCUAGUAGCGUUCCAUUUCACCCAAGAAUAAUGACAUUAUUAACAGAUUUAGGAGCUGCGCAAUCGGAGGUUUUACGCGCAUUACCUUCUGCGAGUGAACAGCGUAAAAAGUCUCAUCGACAUAAUGAGAGUAGCGACGAACCGGAAACAAAGAGAAUGAAAGGUAUCGGAGAAACUCUGGCAGUUGCUGAAAAGGAAGAUGAUGAGGAAUACGAAGAUGAGGCUGGUCCAAGCAUACCGAUCGAAAAAAGUCAAACCCAGUUUGCUGUUGAUAUUACUGCCCAAUUUGUAUACGAACGAUUGAAACCAAAAUUGGUUACAAACUUGGUUCUUACAUCCCUUGUAACACUUCCGGACGAAAUGCCUGCAGCAUUCCAGUCGUCAUACACUCCUAUUGCUGCAGCUGGUACGGAAAGUCAGAUUCGGCACUUAUCACGGAUGAUUGCGACACAGUUAACUAACAUGGAGUUAGGUCCAGGAAUCGAGAAAAUUCGGGCAGAAAAACAACAGUAUAUCGCACGUCAAGCCGCAAAAAUGGAAGGUGCCGUUAUCCCAUCCGCUCCACUGCAUCAAUUUCCUUCUGUGCAGCAAAAUCAAGCGCAGCAAUCUGAAUCUGCGUUGUCAGCAAAAACUAGACCAAAGAUUCAGUUUGGAUUGCUUUCUAUUACUAAAGAAUUAGAUCGAGAACAAUCGCUGAAACUUAUUCUUCUUGCAUUUCAAAGGAUAUUAGCCAAUGAAAAAAGAGCAAUUCAAGGCGGUGUAGGUGUUGCACAACAGAAAUUGUUGAUCAGGCUUGUAACUCGUCUCGAUCAUGAUUCAUGUGAUGACUUUGAAAAUCUACUCAUGAUGUUUAUUGUACAAGAACAGAAGUCACGAACUGAACUGGCAUUAUUGUGGAUAGCAGAACUUUAUGCGCAGUAUCAAGGGUAUUCCGUAUGCCGGACUUCUUAUGCCACAGAUGGAUAUCACAAUGAAUCUCAGCGUUACAAACGUUACGAUGCAGUUUUGUGCAAUUUAUUAAGGACAUUAUAUGAACGAGGAGAACACAAAGAAACUUUAUUCCAUAAGAUCUUACUAGAAGCACCUUUGCUAACACCGCAGUCUCUUGUAUGGUUACGAACUGCUUGUCUUGAUUCGGUAUUUGGAGCAUUUGGAAUGACAACAUUACGUGAACUAAUUUUAACUCGAGCAAGACAACGAAAUGAAUUAUUGUGUAUACUUCUAGAUUUUUCAUAUAAUGACAGAGCCGAUGUCCGUACACAAAGUGUUGAAACGGCGAAAGAACUAUAUCAGAUCGAUUACGUCAGGGGAGAUGUCAGGGAAUAUUUGGUUUCUUCAAUAAAUUAUUGCACAAGACCAGUCCCGCCUGCGCAACUUAAUACCUAUGAAAAAGAAAGUACCACAUCUGACUGGGAUGACGCAUCAAUACGCAUUACCUUAAACUUAUUUUUAUCCAUUCUUCCUCUUGACCAUUCACUGAUACAUACUUUGGCUGCUGUUUAUGCGAAAUCUUCAAAUGAUAUCAAGCGAGUUACACUGCGCACAAUUGAUAGUGCUAUAAAGUCAAUGGGUGCAACAAGUGAGCAUCUUUUAGAAAUGAUUGAAAAUUGUCCACAAGGAGCUGAAACAUUCGCUGCUAGAAUAGUACAUCUUCUCACUGAAAGGAAUCCUCCAACUCAAGAUCUUGUAAAUAGGAUAACUGCUCUGUAUGAACAGGGAAGAACCGAUGUUCGCUCAAUGAUACCAGUUUUGAGUGGUCUCGAUAAGGAUCAAAUAUUGAGCAUUUUGCCUAAGUUUGUUCUCACGCCAGUUAAUCAAAAAUCAGUACCUAUUGUAUUCAACAAACUCUUGGCUGGAAGGAGUAUUAAAACUGGCCUUCAUCCAAUGGGUGCAGGUGAACUACUUGUGGCGCUGCACAAAAUUUGUGCUGAAAACAAAGAGGAGAACGAUUUAUUGUUGCAGAAGCAUAGUGCAUUUUCAGAUAUUGAUGUCUUAUUAACACAACUGACGGCAACAAAGGAUGCUAUUGGUUCAGCAAUUGAUCAGCUUUGUGAUGAUGGAAUCUUCUCAGAAACAUUAUUUUAUACUGUUACACGUUCACAUAAAAUUUUUCCCGCUCUAGGUGGCUUUAUUUCAAAUGUAUUGGUGAAAAUUGCGAACAAAAAACCAUGGAAAAAUGAUCCUAAUUUAUGGCCUCAUUUUGUACGCUGUGCUGUUGCAAAUGCUCCACAUUCCUACUUCGCAAUACUAACAGUUUUAACAAAUCAUGAAUUUGAUGAGUUGUUGCAACAAUCGCGAAAGGAAGGUACUGAUGUGUUGGGGUCAUUACGAGAUUAUGUUCCAUCAUUAUCGGCACAUCAGCAGAAGAAAAUUGAUCAUCAUGUUCGAGAAAUUAUUAUGGAAUAUCGACCGGAUAGAUCGGAAAACAAGGAGAAUGUUUAA